AUGGACAGCGACCUUCCCCCUCCCGCCUAUUCUGAGCAAGAGUUUGAUCGAAAGGUCGCCACUGUCGCACAAAUAUCCCUAAAUACCCCCCAGCCAGCCUAUACCGAUGAAGAAGGAUGGGAGGAAUUCGAUGAAGCGGCUUAUGAGAGGGCUGCUGCUGCUCUCGCCUCUCUGAAUGUUGCUGGUCAAGGCAGUGGAUCUAAUCAAGUGAUUAAUGGUGCAUCUUCCCAAUGGCGAAGCGAUGAUAAGCCAUCCAAAGCGUCAUCCACAAGCAUCGAACCCCUGCGUAUCGACAAAAAGUCCAAGCUAGGGCCAACCGAAACCGUGACGAAACCACGGCCCAGUUGGCUGGCGGACGCGGAACACAUGCCGCCAUCCCAAACAGCAGGUUCGAGUUCAUCCUUUGUGGAUGGGCGGGAUUAUACGGCACCUGCACAACCCCAUAGUGAUGGUGAAGAGCGGUCUUCUCCUCCUCCUCCGUCAUUUGAAGCGGAAGCACCUUCCUGGGGAAAUCAUGCAGCUGAAAAUGCUGUUCCUCUCAGCUACCAUGGAGGGAGCUCAACGCAGCCGUCUCCUCUGGUCUCACCCCAAACUCCAGAAGCCGUGUUACCCCAGUCAACGCCUCUGUCUCCUUUAGACAUGCAAUUUCAAACCUAUCCCCCUCCUCACCAGCAGCAGCAGCCCCAUAUCCAGAACACCUAUAACCAGUUACAAGGUCGUCCUGUCCGUCAAUCGCUGCCUGUCCCUCCAACGCAGCAGACGCUGCAUGUCGUUCCUGAGCCCCGCCCUACAAGCUUUGCUCCGCCCAGUAUGAGAUUCGCGCCAUCUCCGCCUCCUCAGAUGAAUUUCCAUUCAUCCGUAGCUUAUGGAAAUCCAUCUGUAGCUUAUGGCAAAAGAACAUUGGGCAAUGAAAUGCCAGUUGUACAAACACAGCAGCAGCAGCAACCACAACAACAAUACCGACAACCGGGUCCACCGUUGACGUUUGACCCCAAAGACUUCUACAACUCUGCUGUCUCAGCGCAUCUAUCGACUCCCGAAAGAGCAACGCAGGCUCGUCGGCCAUACUCAUCCAUCCCUAGUCAACACGGCUUGCAAAACAUGCAACCCGUGCAAUCUUACAAUCAGCAAGCAAACAAUAAUCAAUGGCCACAGCCCAACAAUGCUCUAGGAGUGUAUUCUCCUACCCCAGCGCUUUCUUCUAACCAGCGCCAGACAGUCGUCCAGCCGCAUCCAACAUACCCCAGCCAGCCUCUGUAUUCGAUGCCGUCCUACGGUACAAAUAAUAAUCAGUGGGGUGGCUAUUACCAGUAA
Messenger RNA from Laccaria bicolor S238N-H82, 1314 nucleotides. RefSeq lists its product as uncharacterized. The record is from RefSeq and is a predicted model, not a curated record. The transcript is spliced from 3 exons. Lineage: Eukaryota; Fungi; Basidiomycota; Agaricomycetes; Agaricales; Hydnangiaceae. The coding region runs from base 1 to 1314 and encodes 437 amino acids.